GCCCCAUCCCGGCGGCGGCGUGUUCCCCUCCGGCUCCCCGUUCUCCAGCCAUGGCGGUCGCGGCGCUGCAGCUGAGGCAGAUCCUGUGCCUCGGCGCGCGCGGCCUGCGCACCUUCUCCUCUGCCGUCAGGCCCGCGGACUCGGGAGCCGGCGCGCGUCCGGCAUUCAGAGGUGAAAGGCCAAUGAGAAGAAAGGCACUACCUCCUAGGACGGAGAAGAUGGAUGUUGACCAGGACUGGCCCAGUGUUUACCCUGUUGCAGCACCAUUUAAACCCUCUGCUGUUCCUCUGCCUGUUCGAAUGGGGUAUCCAGUAAAGAAGGGCGUGCCCAUGGCAAAGGAGGGGAAUCUAGAGCUUUUAAAGAUCCCGAAUUUUCUGCAUCUGACUCCUGUGGCGAUUAAAAGACACUGUGAAGCCCUCAAAGAUUUCUGCACUGAGUGGCCAGCUGCACUAGACAGUGAUGAGAAGUGUGAAAAGCAUUUUCCAAUUGAGAUUGACACUGCGGCUUACAUGUCGUCAGGACCGUCAAUUCGCAACCCCAAAGCACGAGUGGUAACAUUAAGGGUUAAACUUUCCAGUUUGAAUUUAGACAACCAUGCAAAGAAGAAACUUAUUAAACUUGUAGGAGAGAGGUAUUGCAAGACCACUGAUGUGCUCACUAUCACCACAGACAGAUGCCCUUUGAAGAGGCAGAACUAUGACUAUGCGCUGUAUCUCCUCACAGUCCUGUAUCACGAGUCUUGGAAAACUGAAGAAUGGGAAAAAAAUAAGACUGAGGAAGACAUGGAAGAGUAUGUGUGGGAGAAUAGUUCCUCCGAGAAAAAUGUUCUCCAAACUCUGCUGCAGAUGAGAGCCUCCGAGAGCAGUGUGGCUCCGAGCAGGGAAGAGCUGCUGGGGACCAAAGAGGUUGAAGAUUACCAGAAGUGUGUUGUUCGAAUCAAGAGUGAGGGCGAGAACGAGGCGAGCCUUACUCAGUACAAAGAGUCUGUGAAGAGACUGUUGAAUCUGGCGUGAAAGUCUGAACUAGAAGUCUGCUGUAUCAAUUUUAUGAUCUGUUUAGUCACUGAUUUGAUAUAAAUGGGAAAAUAUUUACGAA
This is a messenger RNA of Onychomys torridus (southern grasshopper mouse), 1095 nucleotides long. RefSeq names its product mitochondrial ribosomal protein S35 (gene Mrps35). Gene Ontology annotation, molecular function: structural constituent of ribosome. The transcript has 8 exons. Lineage: Eukaryota; Metazoa; Chordata; Mammalia; Rodentia; Cricetidae. The coding region runs from base 51 to 1013 and encodes 320 amino acids. Gene Ontology annotation, cellular component: mitochondrial small ribosomal subunit. Gene Ontology annotation, biological process: mitochondrial translation. The record is from RefSeq and is a predicted model, not a curated record.